GAUUUUCAAUUCUUCAACAGAAAGGAUGGCAACUCAGAACGCUGAAAAGGCAACUCACAAUAAGAAUUUCGCUUCGGAGCUUGACGAGACGACCGGUGUUUUUGUGGUGCAGAAACAAGAGCGCUCUUAUAGUGAUGACGACUCUAGCCUCUCUGGGCGAGGACAGUUGAAGACUACAGCAGACGGAAAGACCGUUCUCAUACCUCAGCCAUCUGACGACCCUCGUGAUCCACUCAAUUGGAGCUGGCUUAAGAAACAUGCCGUAUUCUUCUCACUGCUUCCUGGAUGUUUCCUCACAGAUUGGGUCAUCACUUACGGAACUACUAUGUUCGUACAACAAGUCCCAUCUUUCCACAAGAGUCCGAAGUCAAUCUCCAAUUCAAUCUCUGGCGCCAUAUUCAUGCAAGGACCUGGCGGUCUCCUAGCCGUUCCUCUUGCUCAGCGAUAUGGUCGCCUGCCCGUGCUCUUCUGGUCACAGCUCCUAACCUUCAUCGUCACUAUCGGAGCCGCGGGCGCUGGCAAUUAUGCAGGUUUCACUGCGUGCAGAACGCUUCAGGGAUUUUUUGCAGCAUCGCCUCAGGUAAUUGGGCUAUCCAUGAUUCACGACAUGUUCUACUUCCACGAGCGCGCCAGAAAGGUCAACAUUUGGGCUUUCUGUUUCCUUCUCGGACCAUACAUGGGACCAUUCAUUUCGCAGUGGAUCGCAAUGAAACUUAGUUGGCGUGAGAACUUUUAUGUUCUGGCAGGGUUAUUUGGCUUCUCUGUCAUCUGCGUCAUUUUGCUUGGUGAUGAGACUUUGUACGAUCGAGAAAAGACGAAGUGCGAGACAGCCAGGCACCCAGUCGUUGAGCGCUUAUAUCGUUUGACGGGCAUAGCUGGUGUACGCGACUGUGAAGGUCGACCUGGCCUUUGGGAAGUAACCCAGGACCUGUUCAGCUUGCUGCUGCGUCCAUACCUCCUCCUUCCCACCUUCGGCUUUGUUACCUGGAUCACCAUGUGGACGAUUGGCAUUGUCUCUACAAUCACCCUCUUCACAAAGCCUCCACCACAAGCCACUCCUCCAGGCUAUGGUUUCAGCGAAACCGCUAGUGCAUUGAUCUACAUCGCGCCGAUGGUUGGCACUGUCAUGGCAGAAUUCUGGGGCCAUUGGUUCAACGAUUUUCUACAAAAUCGUUACAUCAAGAAGCAUGGUGGCCAAUACAAGCCCGAGAAUCGCCUCUGGGGUGUGUAUCCGGCUUGGAUCAUCGGCGUGGCUGGUCUUGUCACCUUCGGCGAGACUCUGCAGCACCACAAGCACUGGAUUGGUCUCGCAUUUGGCUGGGGAAUGAAUUGUUUCUCGACAUUGGGUACAACCACUGCGAUCUCCGCAUACAUUCUUGACGUUUUGCCUCAGCACGCUGCUCUUGCAAGUGCCUGGAUCAACGCUUUUAGAACGAUUGGAGGAUUUUGCGUCACAUAUUUCCAGUCCGACUGGGCGGCAAAGAACGGCCCCGCAGUGACAUUUGGUUGUCAGGCUGCCAUAGUCGCCUUUUUCAUCUUGUCCAUCAUCGCUACGCAAGUCAAGGGCGCAAGCUGGCGUAUCAAAUUUCCAGCACCUCAAACGAGUCGCACGUAUUGAGAGUAAUCUUCACUUCUUUAAUGGAGUAUAAAUCGUGAUUGAACUACUGAAAAGUAGAUUCAACGGGCUUGCGGCUCUUUUAG
Molecule: messenger RNA, 1701 nt
Organism: Verruconis gallopava
Lineage: Eukaryota; Fungi; Ascomycota; Dothideomycetes; Venturiales; Sympoventuriaceae
Exons: 3
Coding region: 26-1618 (530 amino acids)
Biological process (GO): transmembrane transport
Molecular function (GO): transmembrane transporter activity
Source: RefSeq, a predicted model, not a curated record